AUGACUUUGUUUGCGUUGAUACUGCAAAUGGAUCAAAGUAUUUUAAAAAUUGGUCCAAUGAUUUGGGUAUCGCAGUAUCAUGAAAUGAGGAUGAACACGACGGUAAACAGUGAAGAAGAAAAGAGCGAAGCUGUUAUAACAGUUUGUUUAAUGCAAGCAGAUUCAUUGCUGACGAUGACAUUUUUUUUAUUAUUAAUAAUUAUAUUCUUUGUAAUACCAUUAUUUAUUCUGUUGCUACUGUAUUUAAUAAUAAUACGGCAGUUGAUAAAUGACCGCUCGGCGUCAACAGCGGAAAAUUACCAUGCGCGCGCACGCAAACAAGUGGUGCUCAUGCUGCUUGCAGUGGUGUUUAGUUUCUUUAUUUGUCUAGCGCCAUUUAAAAUUCUCACUUUUUACAUCGUUUUGGCGCCCAAUGAGUCCGUCGAAGCUAUAGAUCACGACACCUUUUACAACAUAUUGUAUUUCAGCCGAAUUAUGUUUUACUUAAACAGCGCGGUUAAUCCGAUUCUCUAUAACUUGAUGAGCAGCAGAUUUAGCGCACCAGAACUGACCGAAGCACUGUCAGAAGUUCUACCACUGGAACAAGACUGUCGCGUAGAACUAUUACCAGUACGUAUUUUCUUUCUCCGAUUUACUUAUUUUUUAUUAUUGUCGUUGGUAUUUAAAAUAAAUUUAUCGUACGUCUUCUUGAAAUCUCAUGUUUUCCGGAACUCUCCGAUAUUAACAAUGACAGUAUACUCAAUGGAAAAAGACGACGACGGAAGUGAACUACCAGCAUGUUCAACAUCUGUAAAAUCAAUAUGGCCAAUGAUAUUUUUCUUAACAACAAUAAUAAUAUUUUUUAUAAUUCCACUAGUGAUACUGGUAGUGCUAUACACAGUGAUAGCGAGACAUUUGAUGAGGAACCCAGCGAUAACGCGAGGGCCAGCUAAUAAUUUGCUUAAGUACAGGAAGCAAGUGGUACUGAUGCUGGGAACAGUUGUAAUUAGUUUUUUCAUUUGCUUAUUGCCCUUUCGCGCGUUUACACUCUGGGUAAUAGUGUCGCCGCUGACAGCAAUAAUAAAUCUCGGCGUCGAUGGGUACUUUAUAUUACUGUACAUAAGCCGCGUAAUGCUCUAUCUUAAUUCAGCGAUAAAUCCAAUUUUGUAUAAUUUGAUGUCGACGAAAUUUCGCGAAGGAUUUCUAAGAUUGUGCGGACUGUCGCGCAAACAGAGCAAAGACAUUCCAACAUCUGGACGCACUGGCACAACCACUAGCAGUAAUCACUCGGAUUUCUGGCGCAGACAGAGCAACUCUAGCAAAAGCUGCAGUGUUAAGGUCUCCAGUGCCAGCACUGAUAAUAAUAAGCCUUUUAUGCGUCUUUAA
This is a messenger RNA of Cotesia congregata, 1365 nucleotides long. The record is from the annotation of a GenBank genome assembly. NCBI's taxonomy places the organism in Eukaryota, Metazoa, Arthropoda, Insecta, Hymenoptera, Braconidae.